Drosophila serrata is the source of this 1502-nucleotide messenger RNA. RefSeq lists its product as uncharacterized. The record is from RefSeq and is a predicted model, not a curated record. NCBI's taxonomy places the organism in Eukaryota, Metazoa, Arthropoda, Insecta, Diptera, Drosophilidae.
UGCAACUUGCAACAGGAGAAAAUCUUUGAGUAACAACGAACAAAGAACAAAGAUGAGUGCACCGGAGGAUACUAAAAGCUUGAUUCCGACAGUCAGAGAGGUGCAGCAAAUGUUUGCCGAACUCCUAAGUCACGGCGAUGAUAUUACCUGGGAUUUAUUGUCCUCGAAUCAGGCAGAAAUUCUACGGAAAAAGGUCGAAGACUUUGAAGAUCCAGAAGAAAAGAAAACCAAUUUAUCUUAUUUGAUUUAUAAUCCGAAAUUUUUUGAUUCGAUAUGGAAGCAGCGAAAGUUCACCAAUGGCCAAUCCCUUUCUGCCUUAUUUUUUGUGAUGGUUGUGGAUAAUGUCUCUGAUCCAAAACUGGCCGAGCAAAGCAGAUCCUGGUCUAUUCAUCCAGUUUUCCGCUGCCGUCGUUGCGUGGACGACAACACUGGGAGAAACUGUAGCAGCGAGGACUGCUGCAUGGUGUAUAUAAGCCAGUACGAGGCCUUCGAAGACUGGAAUACGUUUGUCAAAUAUACGCGUUUGCCCAAGGGAUAUAUGGUGACUCCGUAUCGGGGGAUCUACAAGCUCAUCGAUGGCCAGGUGGAGCUUGAAGCACAUUAUAUCUGGGAACGUAACAAGAGCAUUUAUGCCACCGGCAAAGAUCGCUGCAUAACGCCUGACUCCUUGGCAGCAGCCCCCAAGUGUCCUAGUCACACUCCUAUAAUAGAUCCAAAAAAUACAUUUUCACUAAUAAGAUCUUUUAUGGUUAGGGAAUGGAAGUUUUGCUCGUGCGACAGAAUACUAUAUCUUCUAUUGAGUCAGCGUGAUGGUGAGAAAUCCUCUGAUGCAAGCGAACUCUCCGAUUCCCUGCUUUUAUUUACUCACACUAUCAACAACCGCCGGCUGGCAUUGGAAAUGAUUAAAGAACAAAAGUAUCACAACAUCCUGGGCCACGAACUUAAAAUGGUUUAUAACCAAAUCUCUGAGGAAGCUAAACGCAUUGAAGGUAAAGUGGAUCUGAUACGCAGCGCCAAUGAAGUGCCUUCUAAAAAAGAACUGGACAUAAUGUUUAGAACUAAAACAAAACUCAAAGGACUGCUCAUAGAUAGAGUACGUAAAGAAGAAAUUAACUUGGAGGACUAUGGUUCUGCUUUCCAGAAACAUAUUUUGAAUAACGAGAGCUUUGACAACCUGAUGUAUAGCAUGUGUGAGAACUUGGAACCGGAAAUGCUGAUGCUGAUCCUAAAGCUCACCCAAACAUUUGUCGAAAAUACCCGGGAGGAGUUGUGGCAGUUGUUGAAAUAUCAUUUCUCCACGGAAACAAUUCUCUAUCAGAUUAUUUUGUGCAUUUUCAAACGUCAUUCCGACUUAAACAUUAAAGAUAUCGAAGAGCAGUCUUCGGAUAUUUUAAGGCGUGUUCGAUAUUAUUUUGCCCAAUCCUGUCCCAAUUCUCCACCAGAUCUUCUGACAAAAUGUACAAAGUGUGUAGGUUACUACCAUAUUUCUAAAAAUUAAAAUC